AUUUUGCAUCCUCAACGGUUUCUUAUAUCAUGUCGUUCUCCAGUUUAGUGAAUAAAUGAGCAAUAAUGCAUUAAAUAUUGGUUCGCGCGUAUUUAGUUUACACCAGUUUGUAGUGGUCUUUAUUAUUUGGUUUUUGUAAUAGUCACGGUGAUAGGUGAAAUAGUGCCAAUCAGGCAAACAAAACUUUGAAACUAUGGACGGCAAAAAAAUAGUCGCGCGGACUGCGCAUUUAAAUGGAUUAAUUCUCGGUCGAUCAGUAGGAUGUCCAACCCCAACGAAACCACCGAUCGAUGCAUCACUGGAAACGGCAAUUUCUCGCGAGGGCCUCCUGGAUUCAUUAUUCGUGUUAUACGAGGAAUGCAGCAAGGAUGCUUUGAAAAAGAAAGAUAAAUCUAUUGCUGAGUUUGUAAACAAAUAUCGGCCCAUAAUCAAACAAACCCGUGCCAUGCGGGUCAACAUAAAUGAUUUUGACGUUAGAAAUUUAAUCGGAAAAGGAUAUUUUGGGGAAGUACAUUUGGUGUACGAACGUGGUCAAAGAAAUGGCGAAGUUUACGCCAUGAAAAAAAUGUGCAAAGCAAUGGUUACGGCAACCCAAAUUCGAGAAGAACGCGACAUUAUGGCUUGCAGAACCUCGGAGUGGAUUACUUCUUUACAGUAUGCAUUUCAGGACCAAGAAUGUCUGUACUUGGUGAUGGAAUAUCUUCCUGGAGGCGAUCUGCUUAGUCUGAUGAUUCGAACUGGAAUAUUUGAUGAAGAGUUAGCGCAGUUUUAUUUAGCGGAAUUGACGGAGGCGCUCAAUUCAUUACAUUCACUUGGAUAUGUGCAUCGCGAUAUUAAACCGGAAAAUAUUUUGUUGGAUAGGUUCGGUCAUCUUAAACUGGCAGACUUUGGUAAUGCAAUAGCAAUAAACAAGGAUGGAAGCGUGACGAGUAUGACACCCGUUGGUACACCAGAUUACGUUGCACCGGAGCUUUUGCAAACGUUGUCGACCACAAGUCGAUCGCCAAACAGUAAUCACGAUGUUACUUGUGAUUUUUGGUCAAUGGGCAUCAUUGGAUACGAGUUUGUUACAGAAACCACACCAUUUCAUGAUGAAAAUGUUAAUGAGACUUACUCUAAAAUUGUCGCUCACUGUGAGGGCAGAUUUACCAGAAAACUUCAAUAUCCAGCACACGUAUCAAUUUCAUCGCACUACAGAGAUUUAAUUGAUAGGCUUGUAACGAAAGCAUCCAAUCGAAUGGGAUAUUCAGAGAUCAGACAACACCCGUUCUUCAGUGACGUCAAAUGGGAUAAGUUGAGAUAUCAAAUUCCACCUAUAAUUCCAACAAUUAGUAGCGAUGAUGACACAUCUAAUUUCGAAGAUGUUGACAAAUCGGUCAAACGAAAUGGGUUUGUUAAUAAGCCUACCUAUCCUAUAUCGAAAGUAAAUGAUUUUAGCGGACAAAACCUGCCUUUUCUCGGCUAUAGUUAUGUCUAUGAAGAACCGGACAUAGCUGGAAGAUAUCGUGAUACUGAUGAGCAUAUGGCUUCCACUAGAUUGUCCCAAAAAAUUAAGGAGCAAGAUCGAUUGAUUAAAGAACACAACGAAGAAAUACACCAGUUACAACGCGGUAUUUUGGAGCGGGAUCGCAAGAUUGCCUCGAUGAAUGCACAGAGUAAAAUAUUCGGAGAUACGAAGAAAGAAAUGGAAAAUCUGCAGGAGUUACUAAAGAUCAAAACUGCUGAGCUUGCUGCUGCCAAAACUGACAUCAAGACGCUACGGAAUAGAUUCAAGAUCGAGGAAGAGCAGCGUUUGAAGAACGAAGCAACUUUGGCAGAUAUGUUGAAGCAGACGUACAAAAAGUGGGAAAAGGCUAAGCAAGCGUCGGAUCAAGUAUACGAAAAACAGAUUAUAGAUCGACGUACUGAGUUCAACAGUUUAAACGAAACGUUUCGGCAUCAAGCUAACGAACUACGCUCUAAGGUGGAGGAGUGCACUCAGCUACAAUCGAUGAUUAACAAUUAUAAAGAAUUAUUAAGAAAGUCUAAAGAUAAGCUGAAGGAAGAUUAUGACCAAAGCCAUGACCAGUUGGUGACGGCUUACGAAACAAAAAUUGUUGACCUAAAGCAAAAGUGGAAAGCGGAAAAGGAUAUGCGAGGAAAGCAAGAAGAGGAAAUUCGAGAGCUUCGAUCUAGAUUGCAGGAACGAGAGCAUGAUGUUAGAAGUAAUGAGCAUUCGCAUCAGAAAUUCGUUGAUAACCUCAAGCGACGAAUGACUAUCCAGCUAGAGGAAGCCAAGCAGGUGACCGACAAGAUUAGCGAAGAGAUGCAACAGAAAUGCAACAAUUUACGAAAAGAGAUCAGCAAAUUGCAAGAGCAGAGCGUUUCGUGCAGUACUAGCAGCAGCAACCGGAGCUCGGUGUAUAGUGUCAAUGAGCAAGAGUUCAAGAGUGCCAACUCCAGCUUGCAGGAACUGCACACGCAAGUUGAAGAGCAACUGCGUAACGAUUUAAUUAAGGCAAGAGAAAGCGAAGAUCUGCAACGUAAGCGGGCUGAUAGUUUGGAGGAGGUUGUUUCGCGCCUUGAAAAAAUUAUCGAUCAGUUCAAGACGAGUCCCGGUGGUGUGGCGGCUGCUGGAUCUAGUAGCGUAACUCUGACAUCAACUUCUUUAUUGGAGCGACAAAAUGAACGACUGGAGGAUAGAUUGAAUGCCGUUAGAGAGCAGUCAAUUUUGGAUAAGCAAUCCGCAAGGACUGCUAACCUGUCACUGUGGAAAUUAGAGAAGGAACUAGACCGAAUUAAAUUAGAUAAUUCUAUUCUUGGACGAAAGGUCGAACAAACUGACGAAAGAGCUAACAAAAUUCGAAAGGAAAAGGAAGAGGCCGAGUUUAAAGUUAAACAAGCCGAAGAAACGAUUUCCAAUAAGGUGAAGUGUAUUGACGAAUUAAAAGAAGAUAUUCGUUUGUUAAAAGACGAUUUGAAAAAGGAAAAGAACGCUAGAGACAUUGUAGAAAGAGGACGAUUGACCGAGAAAGCUGACUUGAUUGCCACUACUGCAAAGCUGCAGAGUUUAGAGGAGAAAUUAGACGAAGCCAAACAAAAAGUAAACCAGGCCAAUGAUAAUUUCAGAAUGAUUACAUCGGAAAACUCAAAGCUUCUUCGCGAGCUGAACGAAUGUCAGGAGGAUCUUGCUGGUGCUGAAGAAGCUAAGAAAGAACUUGAGCAAAAGUUGGCAUCCGUUACCAAAAAUUUUAACUUGCUUAAAGGUGCAUGCAGUAUUACUGAAACACAACUAACAGAACUAGAAAUUAUGUUAACGAAGGAGCAGAAACGAAACAAGGAAAGUCAGGAGAAGAUUGACGGUUUGUGGAAAGAAAUGAAUAUAAAGGAUUCAGAAAUCACGAAACUUCGUCAGGAGUUGCAUCAGGAGAAAAGUACGAAAACUUUACAUGAAUCGAAAACUACUCAGCUGCAAUCUGAAUAUGAUAAACUCCGUGAAAAGUUCGAAGAACUGCAAAGCCAAAUGCUUGAUCAGCAAAAAGAGUUGAUAGAAAAAACGACGAGUUUAUUCGAAGUUCAAGAACGUAUCGAGAUGUUGAAUUUGGAUACAGCAAAUUUACAGAAGGUAGUUUCGAAUUACGAGCAUGAGCAUUUGUUGUUGAAAGAGGAAAAUUCGAAGAUUCUCACGGAUUUGUUUAUGGCCAAGGAGCACAUCACGAAACAAAACAAUGAAAUCAAAGAUUACAAAAAUCAACUCAAUCAGCUCAGCAACGAACUUGAUCAUGUUAAAACUGUGUUAGCCGAACAGAAAACAUUCUACUCAGAACGCAACAUCAAAUCGGAAGCUACUCUUGAUCAGUAUAAAAAAUUGAUUGACUUUCUUCAAGCCCGAGUAGAUGAAAAUGCCCACAAGAAAAAGAAAUCAUUCGCAGAUAUUAUUUUCGGUACUAGCGGCCAUGACAAGAAAGAAAACAUUCCUCCUUCCACUCCAAUUAUGGUUGAAAACACCACCAGUUACAAGAAACUUCAGGAAGAACUACAAAAAGAGCGUCAUCGAACCAAUCAGCUGAAAGAGCAAUUGUUGCGGACGAAAACAGAUAUGAUUGCAAUGCAAGGUUCGUUGAAAAAGGCUCGUAAGGAUGAAGAGAACCAACAGCAGUUGGUUGCUGAAAACUCCAAGAAAGAAACUUUGCCAGGUAGAACACCCUCGAACAAAUCAUCAAAACCGUCGUUCAGAGUAGAACCGAAGAAUAUUGCCAAGCGACAACCCGCGUCAGGCACAAAAGCUCAUACAUUUGAUAUGACUUUGGAAACACCGUCUUCGAAGAACCCUGUGCAAUUGUGCAGUGUUUGUGAUCGUCAUAUUCUGGCUGGACAUCCCUACUGGAAAUGUACAGUAUGUGCUACAAAUGUGCAUAGAAAAUGUCGUUCUGGCGUUACUGACAACUGUCGGGGUGAUGGUGAUUUAGAUUCGUUAGCUAACGAACUUGUACAAGAAGCUGCCACUAGCAGCGAUACGGAAUCGAUACAAGAGAGAAUAAGCUUCAUGGGCACCGAUUCCGGUCCUGCAAGCAGUGCAGAUGAGAAGACUGAUGAUGAUGAUGACAAAUAUGUAGGUGAUUUGCUGUUCAAGAUAAAACGAUUGGAACCGGUGCUGACUAUCAACGAUGUGUAUGAUGUGACCGAAAAUGUUGUAUUGUUAGCCUGCGACAGCGGUUUGUAUUCCUACAAUGUUGAAACUUGCGAGUCAGUACAAAUUAAAGGUAUACUGAAUUUGAAAUCCUUCGCCAUAUCACAGCAUAUUCCGAAGGCGAUUAUAAUUGGCAAUGAUGGUGAAUAUCUUUACCAGUGCGAUGUCCGCCACCUUCAAAGCCGUGCUCAAGCUUCGUCUUGCCUCUCUCCGAAAUUGGAGACCUUCGUUCUGGAUUUGUCAAUCGCAAACCGCACUCAUAAUGAACGGUGGCAUCUAGUCCGUAUCAUGGAUGAUGGGUCCCAGCAAUUAUCAGAUGCUGUUGCGAUUGCAGCGACCUCUUCACGGAUUGUGAUACUUAAGUUCGAUGUUAACCUUGGUCGAUUUAAACCGGUUCGCGGUUUGGACACAGUACUUCCGGUUACGUCGGUGUUGUUUACCAAGCAUACUGCUAUCGUAAGCUCUGAUAAAUUUUUCGAAAUUGAUCUCAGAUCGUAUGGCGCUGAGGAGUUUCUGGAUAUGUCUGAUACAAGCCUUAAGGACAUCCGCACAUGCUCUCCGAUGGCCGCUUUCAAAGUAAACAGCCAGGAAUUUCUGUUGUGUUUUAAAGAAGUUGGAAUAUUUGUGGACGAAUUUGGCUGUCGUUCAAGACCGGAUAACAUAAACUGGCUCCAGGAACCACUGGACUUCAAAUAUCGAGAAUCGUGCCUGUUUAUGGCUCAUUCUGACUGUGUUCAGGUGAUGUAUGUAAGCAAAUCGUACACAAAGGAGUUGGAACGUAGAGAAGCAGCCGAUGAACGGAGGGCUUUCGUUAAUCUCAACUCACCACGACUGCUAUCAUUCUUGGAUUUUGCUCGUACAAGUAUCUAUGUCGCAUGCGAGUGUGGCCCAGAGCGGGAGAAAGAGAUUAUUAAACUUGAUGGCUACAAAGCACUACAAACGACAACACCAGGUAUUGGUAGUUCUAUGGAAACCUUGUCUAGUUUGGCAAGUUUUCCAGCAACUAUGGCUCAAAGUAACGAAUCUGUAUCAACGCUUGGACAUGCGGUUUAAUUUUAAUCAUUUUUAAAUGAUGGUAUCAUUCGAACUGAAUGAAUAUUCAAAAUGCGAGACGCGAAGUUUGUUCCCUUAAUAAAGGUUUUACUUUUCAAAUA
Molecule: messenger RNA, 5823 nt
Organism: Wyeomyia smithii (pitcher-plant mosquito)
Lineage: Eukaryota; Metazoa; Arthropoda; Insecta; Diptera; Culicidae
Gene: sti
Product: citron Rho-interacting kinase
Exons: 6
Coding region: 194-5722 (1842 amino acids)
Biological process (GO): actomyosin structure organization; peptidyl-threonine phosphorylation
Cellular component (GO): cytoplasm; actin cytoskeleton
Molecular function (GO): ATP binding; protein serine/threonine kinase activity
Source: RefSeq, a predicted model, not a curated record